Molecule: messenger RNA, 2939 nt
Organism: Synchiropus splendidus (mandarinfish)
Lineage: Eukaryota; Metazoa; Chordata; Actinopteri; Syngnathiformes; Callionymidae
Gene: samtor
Product: base methyltransferase of 25S rRNA 2 homolog
Exons: 5
Coding region: 116-1294 (392 amino acids)
Biological process (GO): negative regulation of TORC1 signaling
Source: RefSeq, a predicted model, not a curated record
CAAUCGCCUCGCGUGUUGUUGGCCGGUGCGCCAGUUCGCCGGUCCGUCUGCCGCUACAGGCUGAAAAAGCAGAAGUGACUGGCGGAGGAGGUAGCGUCGGCGGCUCUGCGGUGCCAUGGAGCCCGGCUGGGAUCACGUCGAGGCGGGAGGGGAGGCGGAAGGUCACCGCGAAGUGUUCUACCUGCCCGUACCGGGCGAGGCGACGAGCAAGCGGGAGCAGGAGAAGCUGUCGGGGGUCGUGAAGAGCGUCCACCGAAAACUGCGCAGGAAGUACCGAGAAGUGGGUGACUUCGACAAGAUCUGGCGCGAGCACGUGGAGGACGAGCAGAUGCUGUGUGAGUACGCCCUCGCCAUGAAGAACCUGGCCGACAACCACUGGUCGCUCAACUGCGAGGGAGAGGGCCGCAUCGAGUGGUGCCGCAGUGUCUGUCAGGAGUAUUUCUGGGAUGGAGGGAUGAAGCGGAUGCUGGAGAAGGAUGAAAAAAGUGCCACCUACUCUGCAGGACCAGCAGAGUCCUCUCCUGGGGUGCGGCCACAUGGUUCCGUCUUCAGUGCCCAGGGCAGGAAGAUGCGCCUGCUGGACGUGGGAAGCUGCUUCAACCCGUUUCUGAAGUUCGACGAGUUCCUCACCGUGGGGAUCGACAUAGUGCCUGCAGUGGAGACGGUGUACAAGUGCGACUUCCUGAACCUCCAGCUCCAGCGGCCGCUGCAGCUGGCGGGCGACGCGGUGGAGGCCUUCCUGCGGCAGCUGCACAACCCCAUCGACGCCCUGCCCGGCCAGCUCUUCCACGUGGUGGUCUUCUCCCUGCUCCUCUCCUACUUCCCCUCCCCGUACCAGCGCUGGAUCUGCUGCAAGAAGGCCCACGAGCUGCUGCAGCUGCACGGCCUGCUGCUCAUCAUCACGCCCGACUCCUCCCACCAGAACCGCCACGCCCUCAUGAUGCGCAGCUGGCGCGUGGCGGUGGAGUCGCUGGGCUUCAAGCGCUACAAGUACGUCAAGUACUCCCACAUGCACCUGCUGGCCUUCAGGAAGGUCUCCCUCACCACCACCAGCGACCUGGUCUCCCGGAACUACCCGGAGAUGCUCUACAUCCCUCAGGACUUCAACUCCAACGAAGAGGAGGACUUGACCGAGGCGGAGUCGCAGCCGCGCUCCGAGUUCGAGGACGAGCAGAUGGCGUGGGGCUUCACCGAGCUCCCCGACGCCCCGUACGACUCGGAUUCUGGAGAGAGCCAGAGCGGCUCGCUGCCCUGCUUUCAGGAGCUGGAGGACCCGAUCCUGCUCCAGAGCUAGACCCCACCCCAACCCCAGCCCCGCGCUCCUGCUGCCAAACCUGACCUGCUGCCUCACCUCUCCCUCUCCUCGUCGCGGUUUGCACAGUAGAAGAUAUUCUCAUGUCCUUCACGCCCAGAUGGAAGUAUAUUUUGAUGAGCGGCUGGAUUUCGGAAGCGACGUCGCUGCUUGGUUGCCAUCUUCCUAUCAGCUUUUGUAGACGCUGGAGUUUGAAUAAGCUAACGUGAAGCGGCGGGAGCUCCUCCGCCAACAAACAUCUUCCUCCCAAUCUUUUCGAACAACGUGGUAUUUGUAGCAUUUUAAACAAGUAUUACUAGACUCGUGCCGUGUUGACAUGUUGUGUUCUGAGGUACUUUCUCCCCGAGUCUGUGACUAACAGCACAAUUUUAUAACUGGUUUACAGACCUUCGAAUUAGGACGGUACGUUUGUGUGACACAAGAUUUAGUGAAUAUUUCACCCCCUCGCUCCGACACUAAUGUCCUUUGACUUUGGGCCAGUGAAACAAACUUCACCACUGCACGAUUCUGUCGUGCUUCUCUAGCAAACAUGGCUGGAUCCUGCAGUUUUUACGGACCGUUUCUCACUCGCAGCUUUUCUUGGUAACCAACUACGCUCGUGCGCUGAGCACAGAGCAGCUCACUGGUGGUCAAUGUUGCUAGAAAACUAUCGAAAUUCCAUCUGGCCUUUUGAAACUAACUCUCAUGUUAAACCUAAAAAAUGAGCAACAAAAUCAACCACGACUUUAGAAACAAAUCUCUCCCUGAUCUCGCAGUAUAUCUUGUAAACAGUAUAUAAAACUACAAUCCAUUUUAUAGUGAAAUCUGAGUCUCAUUUUCACUUAUCUUAUUUCAAAACAAAAUUGUGUGAGGAGACACUUUGCUUCCUGAGUAUUUGCUGCGAGGCUGAUCCCAUGUUUGUUUCGAGCCCUUAACACACCACAGUAUUUAAAAGUUCAUAUUCAUUGUAAUAGUCAGUCGAUCGUCGAAGGUGGUGACAUGUUUUAUAUUACUGGGGAGGAUUUUAAAGAAGAGUAAAAGAUAUUUACAUUACAUUUGGUUCCACUGAAGUGUCCCAGCUUCUUCUGUUUACAUCCAUCUCUAGUGUUUCUCUACUGUGUCGUACGAAAUGUUGCGUUUUACACCCCAAGUUCCCCACGAGCCCCUGCCAGCGACGCGUAUCUGAACAGAUUUGCACUAGUUUUGUCCGGGGAAAGGGCGAGAGACUUAAGCAAUAGAGCUGAGAGGGGUUCAACUGUGCGUCAGGCCAAAUGUGUGUGUCCUGCGUUGUAAUACGCCGGCACCAUGAGUGAAACUGUGCCUUCACCAUUUCUCCAUGUCAGGUUGAACUACUGCACAUUCUCCUGCUGACCACGGUCGCACCCGAGUUUGUGCCGGAACCAAACGUGAUUUUGUUUUUCUGUCCAGUGAGCUAUGAAGCCUCUGACUAAUAUAGUGAUAUACAAACACCUCCUCGAGAGUUUAGCGAAAUGUCAAAGCUGCGUGGAAGUUCCUGAAUUUCCUGUCCCACUUCUCCACCUUGAAUACUGAAGAUACUAACCGAUCACUUUUGUCUUCCAGUGGUUUCUUUCCUGCUCAUAGUCUGAACGUGUGCUUGUAGAACGGUUGUUUCUCUUUUAUAAAUGAA